Messenger RNA from Panicum virgatum (switchgrass), 2140 nucleotides. RefSeq lists its product as uncharacterized. The record is from RefSeq and is a predicted model, not a curated record. The transcript has 2 exons. NCBI's taxonomy places the organism in Eukaryota, Viridiplantae, Streptophyta, Magnoliopsida, Poales, Poaceae. The coding region runs from base 411 to 1856 and encodes 481 amino acids.
AGUCGGCGGAUCCAGUGUGCGUCCGGGGAGUCCUCCCUGCCUGCGCGCAAAAUCCCUCCCGCGAGCUCCUUCCUGCACGCGCGCGGGAAUCCGCUCCUCCCAGCUCGCCCGCGCCGUCCUCGACGGUCCUCCGCUGCCUGCGCCGUCGUCGUCGAGGUCCUCUGCAAUCCGCGCCGUCCGCCUCGCCGGCCCGACGUCUCCGCGCACCGCCCUGACGCCGCCGCCGGCCUCCUCCGCGCCGCCCCGACGCCUCCUCGCUGGCGUUGGAGUUGCUUUGGACAUCCUUUUCAGGCUGUGGACUGGCCGGCCUCCUGUUCCGGGUGCUCUUCUCCUUCUCGUCCUCCUCGCUGGCAUCGAAUACAACAGACGGCCAUUGUCUCAUUCCAGGAUCACGGAGCCUUCAGAGCACGAUGGAAAUGAUCAAAUCUGCUCUUACCAAUGAAUUAAUUAGCCGAUUCAUCUCCUCUCUUAUGAACAUGUACAUGGACCAUCCAUGCUCAAAAGAGAAGCAAAUGGAGAGAUUGCAACUGCUCUUGCUAAGAGUUCACACAGUUGUCGAGGAAGCAGAUGGCAGAUACAUCACCAACUCUGGUAUGCUCUUACAACUUAAGAUGCUUGUGGAGACAAUGUACAGUGGUUAUGAUGCACUAGACUCUGUCAAGUGUCACCAAUUGAUCAAUGAGGUAUUCGAUGAGCAGGCCAGUGGCUCAUUGCCCUUCUAUAUUUCCACUCCCCUGAAGCGCCUUCGUACUCUUACUUGUAAGUCAAAACACAGAACUGCUCACUCUGAUCUGAAAGGUGCCUUGCAAAAUCUUGACAACGUUGUUUCUAGCAUUACUGAGUUUGUUGUGCUUCUGGGAGGAUGUGAACGCAUGAGUUGCAGACCCUAUGACACAUACCUUUAUGUUGACAACUUUAUGUUUAGCCGACAUACUGAGAAGCAACAAGUCAUAAACUUCUUGUUGCAGCACAACCCUCUGGGUGCACCAACUGUACUUCCAAUCAUAGGUGACUACCUAGUUGGGAAGAAAACACUGGUAGCACACGCAUACAAAGAUGAGAAAGUUCACAACCUCUUUUCUAAAGUUUUGCACUUGAACGGAGACACCUUCAGGACAAUAGACCAUGAAGGAUAUCCAUCUGCAAGGACCUUGGUUGUUAUUACACUUGUAUCAGAUAUUGAUGAUGAGGACUGGAACAGAUUUUACAAAGCAGUGACAUGCAUAAACAAAGAAAACAAGGUGAUAAUCUUAAGCACAACCGAAAGCUUAUUAAGAUUUGGUACCACGAAGCCAAUAUACCUUAACAGUUUGUCACCCGAGGAAUAUAGCUACCUUUUUAAGACAUUAGCAUUUGGCAGUGCAAAUCCAGAGGAUCAUCCAAAACUGACAAUAGUGGCAAGAGAAUUUGCCACAAUGUUGAGAGGAUCAUUCGUGGGAGCAUACUCAGUGACCAAUUUGUUGAGGAAGAAUAUUAACCUCCAAUUUUGGCUUUCCAUGCUGAGGGUAUACGAGAAUAUUGCGGAAACCAACUUCUUAACAUUUGGUGAGGAUCUGGUUGCGCGCAUAAAAAGACGCUGUCCAGUGCAUUUUAAAAUCUUACCUUGUUCCACCAAUUCUUCUGUCCUCCUCCUGCCUGCUCGUAGUCAAGCUGAGAUUUUGCAAAGGCAACUACCAAAGGUGCGGAUUGGAUAUCUUGUUAUGAAUCCGGCUGUCCGGCCAAAGGGUGACUUUGAUUUAGUGACAUGGGAAUCACGGAUUGCGCCGUAUAGGGAGUUUGUUUAUUUUGUUCCAUCCUAUACUGAAGAAAACAGUAAAGGAACCACAAGGAAGCGAGGGGCCACUACUCAAUUGUAAAGUUCCUCUUCUCGGGUAUUCCUUAAAACAAGGUUGUAUUUUGUCCAUGAAAAAAAAUAAUGUCUCCUUUGGAACGCAGGAAUUUUAUAAGAAUUACAUAUGAACUUCAAGAUUCAGUUCGGACUAGAAAGGCGCGGCUUUGCCGAAUAAUUAUUGUAUAUGUAGGUGUCAUUGUCUGCAGCAUGUUGUUGCACUUAGUAUAUAUUUUAGACUCUGUUGUGGUGACGCUACUAUUUGAGUAAUUAUUAUUUUUGGUAUGGAAAUGGAAUUAUCUUUCUUUGUUA